AUGACGGCAAAACUUGAAGAUAUUAUGGCCUAUGAUAGGCUUUCAUCAACUUCCACUAAUUCAUAUGAAACCGAUAGUAAUGUAGACAGGGAGAAUCUGUUAAAACGACGUCACAACAUGCAACUCAUUUACGAUGUUGUAAAGAAAAUGUGCGAUACGAAAUGCGAAGUUGCCUUCAUUUUUGAUCCGGCACAUCCCUGUAAGCUUGUUGAUUAUCCAGAACGCGACGAGGAAGCAAUUAGGAGGUGGAACGAGGCCAUUCAGUACAUUAGAGAUCCAAGACAUACUGUCUUAAAGCUAAAUUCUACCCCUAUUUCAACAGAUGAAUCUGUAAAACGCUUUAAUUCAUAUAAUUCAUCUACUUCUUCAUCUGAAAAAAUUGGAAAGAGCUUGCAUACAAUGCGUUUUGCUAAUAAUUUAAUAUCUUUGCUUUCGAAAGAUCCGGCUCUCUAUGUAUGCACAAUGCAUAUUCUUCGGGAUAAACUGAUCGGUCAACCAAAAUCAAAUGGCAAUAUCGGGAAUUCCGAGGUUAAUCGUGUCCAACAGGUUAAUAAGAUUGAAAAGGAAAGCUGUGAAUCACCUAUGCCCACGUGGCUUAAAAGACUGGAGUAUAUGGCUUCUGAUGUAAAACCAUUCAAAAUGCCAUUCACACAUCUAAUGCCUCCACACCCCGAGGAGAUCUUUCAAACCCUAGGGGAUUCACAAGAAACUUCAACUAAAAGCGAUCGCUUUGAUGAGUAUUUACAGGAGGAUGACCAAUUAUUUGAUUCAUCAUCUCAAAAGUCGUUGUUUUCCUCCACUUUGCUAACCGGAAGAGAUGAUAAUGACAAUGGUAGUCAGGAUCGCGACGAACAGUCACCUAUUACGCGUCUGUUGGAGAAGCUAAGAAUAAACGCAAAUGCGGAAGAGCUGAAGUUAAGAGAUAAUAUGAUGCCUCACACACCAUCGUCGAGCACAUCGACUGGGGAAUUUAAUGUCAAAACAGAUACCCCCUUGACGGCAGCCUAUAAGGCAUCUGGUCUUAAUAUUUGCAAGACGAAAAAAGACCAACAGCCGCCAAAUAAGGCCUUAUUUGUUGAUUAUUUGCGUAAGAUGGAUGGAGAAUCAAAACAGGAUACAAGUGACUCGACGCUAAUAGGAAACAACUUUAUGGGACCACAAGAAAUUGGUUACCAAUGUCCAUGUUAUUUUGAAAAAUAUAUUGAUACCACGACAAAUCUUGAUAUGCAAAAAAAACUGCAGUUGUUACGGGGUUCUAGAUCUAAUUCACACCAAACACCAACCAACAAGGAAGAACGGAAAAAUUCACCUUCACUGGAUUUUGUUUCAAACAUCAACAAUUACGGUGAUGCUGGCAUCGACAGACAAGUUACAACUAAACCUCCCGUGAGCGUCAGAGCUUCUCAGUCAAACCAGAGAUCGGAAAGGACUGCGCAAGAGUUCAUUGCUGACGCAAUAGCGGCUGCGAGGCGAUCAAGUGUGCUUCUUCACGGAGAGUAA
Messenger RNA from Rodentolepis nana, 1500 nucleotides. Lineage: Eukaryota; Metazoa; Platyhelminthes; Cestoda; Cyclophyllidea; Hymenolepididae. The record is from the annotation of a GenBank genome assembly.